CCAAACCAGGUCCCACUUUCCUCGAGAAAAGAUUCCAGUUCCACACCUCAUAUUUUUCACAAAACCCAAAUAAAAAUCAUUACUUUGAUGAGAGUUGAGAGAGAAAGAUAGAACCUUGCGACAAAACUCUCAUAUCUACAGACACGUUACCCGCCCCACAAAAACCACAUUUAUCCCUCCCACACACAAAAACCAAACCUUGAUUUGCUUCGUCUUCUGUUUUCCACAAUAAAAAAAUGGAAAAAGGUUCUGCCUUUAGGCAGAACAGAACAGAACCAUUUGUAGCUAAAACUAAACAUUGAGCACCCUCUUUCUUUCGGUUCAUUUGGGAAGUUCCUCGUUUUUGGCAAUUUUGUUUUGGGUUUUUUUUGUUCCAUCGAAUGAAGUGUGUUGUUGAUGUAUCUCAGUGCAUUAAUAAUACAAGUACAGGUACAGCUAUAUCUGAUGGAUGAGGGUACUGCUAACAAUACUACUUCCACUACUACCGGCAAGGAUUACUACAAAGUGUUGGAGGUAGAUUAUGAUGCAACUGAUGAGACAAUCAGAAUGAAUUACAGAAGGCUUGCUUUGAAAUGGCAUCCUGACAAACACAAGAAUGACAGUGCUAUUACAGCUAAGUUUCAAGAGAUUAAUGAAGCUUACAGAGAACCCGUUGACGCAGCAAGAAGUUCGACAAGCCAAAACUAUAUAAAUCGGCAGCUUCAGACAACACCAAAUCACCGAAGUCCAUAAUGAUGUCUCAAACAAGUGACCCUUCGUUUCAUAUAUGAAACAGUCUUAGCAGAGAUUGGGGAAUGUUUUUGUACUAAAAAUGCUUUAGUUUUGUGCUGCUGUUGUGUUGUUAUGUACAAUAUAGCUGCAUGGAUGUGGUGAGAUCAUUUUUGAUCUCCUUUCUUUGUAUUCUUCAUUAUAUUAAUACAAAGAAGUUUCAUUUUUUUUUAAAAAUGUCAUUGUGGCUUAAAGGUCUAUCUAUGAUUGACAUGUAGAAUUGAAAGACAACAUGAAAUACCUCUCAGAACAUUCAGAAGUAGUACUGGUCUAGAAUAUAGCUCUGUGGAUAGGUGUUUGCAAAUGAUUUAAUGAAGUUGCAUCAUCUGUAUU
Molecule: messenger RNA, 1101 nt
Organism: Humulus lupulus (European hop)
Lineage: Eukaryota; Viridiplantae; Streptophyta; Magnoliopsida; Rosales; Cannabaceae
Exons: 4
Coding region: 397-732 (111 amino acids)
Cellular component (GO): cytoplasm; nucleus
Source: RefSeq, a predicted model, not a curated record